AUGGCGCCAGGCACCCACCACCGCGCCUCCACUCUGGUGGCGCCGAAGCAGGUCCCCACCGCCAAGGCCUCGCGCCUUCCCCUGCCCGCCUACAUGCUGCACAGCCUGGCCCACGUGGAGCUGAACGCGGUGGACCUGGCCUGGGACACGGUGGCGCGCUUCGCCGCCGCCCCCCUACCCCGCGCUUUCUUCCUCGACUUUGCGCGCGUGGCGGACGACGAGUCGCGCCACCUGCUCUGGUGCCUGCAGCGCCUGGGGGAGCUGGGCCACGCCUAUGGCGACAUGCCCGCGCACAGCGUGCUGUGGGAGGGCGCACAGGCCAGUGCAGGGGACGUGGGAUCCAGGCUGGCCGUCGUGCCCAUGUCCCAGGAGGCGAGGGGCCUGGAUGCGGGGCCACGCCUGGUGGACCGUCUGGUGGGGCUGGGGGACGCCCGCAGCGCCGCCAUCGUGCGACGCAUCGCGCAGGAAGAGACCGCGCACGUCGCCGUGGGCGUGGUGUGGUUCAGGGGCGUGUGCGCCGCGCUGGGAGCAGACCCAGGCCAUGCCUUCCGCGCCACGAUAUGCACGCUGUGCCCCGACGUACUGCGCGGCCCCUUUGAGGCCGGGGCCCGUGCGCAGGUGGGGCUGCCACCUGAGUGGUACGACCCGGGCUGCUGGCCGGAGGGGGAGCGCGAGAGGCUCGCCGAGGCGCUGCGGGCGCGGAAGGAGGGCGCGCUGGACGGGCGCACGGCAGCAGAGGUGCAGGGCGGCGGGCGUGGGGACACGGCAAGGGGACCCCAGACGGCACUCUUCUCGAGCACCCUGCAAGACGCAGAGAAUCUGGGCGCCCUGCGUGCCCGCCUCGAGCACUUUGUCGCUGGCGAGACGGCGAGGGCGGCGCCUGCGUCUGCUGCGUGA
Molecule: messenger RNA, 897 nt
Organism: Auxenochlorella protothecoides
Lineage: Eukaryota; Viridiplantae; Chlorophyta; Trebouxiophyceae; Chlorellales; Chlorellaceae
Exons: 4
Coding region: 1-897 (298 amino acids)
Source: RefSeq, a predicted model, not a curated record